Messenger RNA from Suncus etruscus (white-toothed pygmy shrew), 864 nucleotides. It is a transcript of the gene TMEM147, whose product is annotated as transmembrane protein 147. NCBI's taxonomy places the organism in Eukaryota, Metazoa, Chordata, Mammalia, Eulipotyphla, Soricidae. The record is from RefSeq and is a predicted model, not a curated record. The transcript is spliced from 7 exons. The coding region runs from base 109 to 783 and encodes 224 amino acids.
GCAGGUGGGCGCCGGGCCCAGGCUGGGGCGCCGAAGCACGGCGGACCGAGACCCGCGCUCCGAGACGCCGCCGCACGGGUCGCGCGGGUGGCCCGGGAGGCCGGCGCCAUGACGCUGUUCCACUUCGGGAACUGCUUCGCCCUGGCCUACUUCCCCUACUUCAUCACCUACAAGUGCAGCGGCCUGUCUGAGUAUAACGCCUUCUGGAAAUGCGUCCAGGCCGGGGUCACCUACCUCUUCGUGCAGCUGUGCAAGAUGCUGUUCCUGGCCACUUUCUUUCCCACCUGGGAAGGCGGCAUCUAUGACUUUAUUGGGGAGUUCAUGAAGGCCAGCGUGGACGUGGCAGACCUCAUAGGCCUCAACAUUGUCAUGUCACGGAAUGCCGGCAAGGGAGAAUACAAAAUCAUGGUUGCUGCCCUGGGUUGGGCCACUGCUGAGCUCAUUAUGUCCCGCUGCAUCCCCCUCUGGGUUGGUGCCCGGGGUAUUGAGUUUGACUGGAAGUACAUCCAGAUGAGCAUUGACUCCAACAUCAGUCUGGUUCAUUACAUUGUGGCAUCUGCCCAGGUGUGGAUGAUCACCCGCUACGACCUGUACCACACUUUCCGGCCAGCUGUCCUCCUCCUCAUUGUCCUCAGUGUCUACAAGGCCUUUGUCAUGGAGACCAUUGUCCACCUCUGUUCCCUCGGCAGCUGGACGGCGCUGCUGGCCCGAGCAGUGGUGACAGGGCUACUAGCCCUUAGUACUCUUGCCCUGUACGUCGCUGUUGUCAAUGUACACUCCUAAACGUGAUCUCCCUCAUAGUCAUGUCCCUUCCUCUCCACCUCCAGGUUUCUGUGAAAUAAAUAGUAUUUGGAAUAUUGUGUC